This is a messenger RNA of Trichomonas vaginalis G3, 1584 nucleotides long. RefSeq names its product ankyrin repeat and SOCS box-containing protein 4 family. The transcript has a single exon. NCBI's taxonomy places the organism in Eukaryota, Parabasalia, Trichomonadida, Trichomonadidae. Bases 1 to 1584 code for a protein of 527 amino acids. The record is from RefSeq and is a predicted model, not a curated record. Gene Ontology annotation, molecular function: protein binding.
AUGGAGACCAUUGACUACAUGGAGACUAUGAAGUUAUUCAAAGAUUAUAAUGACACCUUUCGUUCUAUAUUUAGACUUAAUACCUCCAAUGAAGACGAAAUCAACAAAAUUUACAUUAAUAUCAAAAGUAAUUUGUUUGAGAAAACGUACAUUACGCCAUCUUUGAUUCUAGGGAUAAUCCAAAAUGCAGCAAAUUACAAUUUUCGUUUCUUUAGAUCAUACUGGACUUUAUUCAAAAAGAUCUACGACGAGUAUCACCCUACAAAAAUUGAAGACUGUUCGUGGGUUUUUUGUUACAUUUUUUAUAAGGAAUAUGGUCUCCUUUUAGAUAAAGAGCAUGAUUUUGAUAUCGAAGAUCCUGAAAUGAUUGAAUCAUUAAAAGCUCAUGAAGAAAACACCAUCUACAAGGCAAUUAUUGAUGAUGAUUUAAAUUCGUUUAUUGUUUUCACAGAGAAAGAAGGUUUUGAUGAAAAUCAAUUAAUGUAUAGCUAUAUUUAUCCUGAUUUUGAAUUAACUUUACUUGAUUUGUGUUGUUAUUAUGGAUCAGUUAACUGUUUUAAAUUAAUGAGAUCGAAAUUCAACUCAGAAAUCACUGAAAAUUGCCUUCACUAUUCGUUUUUAAGCGGAAAACCAGAGAUCAUGAAUGAAUGUUUGAAAUUUCAAACACCAGAUGAUGAGUGUAUGGAUUAUGUGAUUACUUCAUAUAAUAUUGAUUUUGUUACUUUUAUAAUGGAAAAUUAUAACAUAGAAAUUGAUCCUUUUCAUUGCGAGAAUGUCUUCAAUCUUCAAGCAUAUUUUCUUCAUUUUUUCCAUACUAAUGAUUUGCCAACUUGCUUUACACAUUCACCAUUCUUUUAUAACAAGUCUCUUUGUGAAUUUUUGUUAUCACAUGGUGCGGAUGUUAACCAGGAAGGUGUUGAUGGAAGAUUCGUUCUCGAUUAUGCUUGUUUGAAGAAUAUUAAAGAGCUUGCAGAAUUUUUUAUUAAUAAUGGUUCUCUUCUUUAUCCAAGUGAUUUCGAUGGGCUGACAAGUCUACAUUUCGCAGCAAUGGGAGAUAGUAAAGAAACAGCAGAAAUGCUACUUUUACAUGGUGCGGAAAUCGACCCAUAUGAUCAUGAAAAUAAAACACCUCUUUGUUAUGCAAUACAUGACUAUAAUUUUGAAACAGCCAAAUUUCUUAUCUUGCAAGGUGCAGAUGUAAAUGCAGAAGAAAUCAUUCAUAUAGCAGCAGUAGCAGGUUCUGUGGAAAUUAUUGAACUUCUAAUCUCCCAUGGAGCUGAUGUCAAUGCUAAAGAUUACCUCGGAAAAAUUCCUCUUCAUUAUGCUGCUCAAGGUAAUUCUACAGAACUACUUGAAACACUAAUUUCAAAUGGUUCUGAUAUCAAUGCUAAAGAUGAUGAUGGAAGAACGCCUCUUCAUGAUGCUAUACCAAGUAUGCAUCCGCAUAUAAUUGAUUUUCUUAUUUCUCAUGGUGCUGACAUUAAUGCUGUAGAUAACUUUAAUAGAACUGCAUUACAAAUUGCAGAAAAUACCGAUAAUGAAGAAAUAAUUCAGUUAAUCAAUCGUUACAUUAAUCAAAAGUAG